Messenger RNA from Jaculus jaculus (lesser Egyptian jerboa), 873 nucleotides. RefSeq names its product glycine-N-acyltransferase like 3 (gene Glyatl3). NCBI's taxonomy places the organism in Eukaryota, Metazoa, Chordata, Mammalia, Rodentia, Dipodidae. Gene Ontology annotation, molecular function: glycine N-acyltransferase activity. The record is from RefSeq and is a predicted model, not a curated record. The coding region runs from base 1 to 873 and encodes 290 amino acids. The transcript has 5 exons. Gene Ontology annotation, cellular component: mitochondrion.
AUGUUGGUACUAAACUGUUCUACCAAAUUGCUGAUACUGGAGAAUUUGUUGAAGAGUCACUUUCCUGAAUCUCUCAAGGUUUAUGGAGCAGUGAUGAACAUAAAUCGUGGCAAUCCCUUUCACAAAGAAGUGGUAUUGGAUUCGUGGCCAGACUUCAAAGCUGUCAUCACUCGGCGACAGAGAGAGGCUGAGACAGAUAACCUCGACCACUAUACUAACGCCUAUGCUGUGUUCUACACAGAGGUCAGGGCUUACCAAGAGCUUCUAGAAGAACAUGAUGUUAUUAACUGGGACCAAGUUUUUCAAAUACAAGGGCUACAGAGUCAAUUAUAUGCUGUCUCCAAAGCUGCUGCCAGUGCUAAGCAGUUAGAUGUGGACAUAAACCUGACUUCCUUCAAGGCUGUUCAUUUCUCUCCGGUUUCAUCUCUGCCUGACACCAGUUUCCUGACAGAGUCUCCCCCCAGGCUGACCUAUCUGAGUGUGGCUGACGCCGAUCUGCUCAACAGGACCUGGUCUCGGGGUGGCAAUGAGCAGUGCCUGAGGUACAUUGCCAACCUCAUCUCCUGCUUCCCCAGCGUGUGUGUCCGCGACAACCAGGGAAACCCACUCUCCUGGGGCAUUACAGACCAGUUUGCCACUAUGUGCCAUGGCUACACCCUGCCCGAUCACCGAAGGAAGGGCUACAGCCGCUUGGUGGCCCUCACGCUUGCCAGGAAACUACAGAGCCGGGGCUUCCCGGCUCAGGGAAAUGUCCUGGACAGCAACAGGGCCUCGAUAAACCUCCUGGAGAGUGUCCAGGCUGAGUUCUUGCCUUGUCGUUUCCACCGGCUUAUUGUCACCCCCGCACUUUUCUCCAGACAAGCUCACCCUUAG